Molecule: messenger RNA, 749 nt
Organism: Triticum urartu
Lineage: Eukaryota; Viridiplantae; Streptophyta; Magnoliopsida; Poales; Poaceae
Product: photosystem I reaction center subunit IV, chloroplastic
Biological process (GO): photosynthesis
Cellular component (GO): photosystem I; photosystem I reaction center
Source: RefSeq, a predicted model, not a curated record
UCCCGACCAGGGCCGGUUGCACCUUAUUUCGCCUUACACCUCGCCAUCGACUCACAUACUUUUGCUGGCCGGCCGGAGCCACACGACCACAAGGAAGGAGCUAAGCUAGCACCGACAAACAGCCCUUGCUGCCGUCCCGAUGGCAAGCACCAACAUGGCGUCGGCCACCUCCAGAUUCAUGCUGGCGGCGGGCAUCCCCAGCGGCACCAACGGCGGCGUGAGCAGCCGCGUCAGCUUCGUCCCCUCCAACCGACUGGGCUUGAAGCUCGUGGCCCGCGCCGAGGAGGAGCCCACUGCCGCCGCGCCGGCGGAACCAGCACCGGCCGCGGAGGAGAAACCGGACGCCACCGUGGCCACCAAGGAGCCCGCCAAAGCCAAGCCGCCGCCGAGGGGACCCAAGAGGGGAACCAAGGUGAAGAUUCUGAGGAGGGAGUCCUACUGGUACAACGGGACCGGAUCCGUCGUCACGGUUGAUCAGGAUCCCAACACCCGUUACCCGGUGGUGGUGCGUUUCGCCAAGGUGAACUACGCCGGCGUGUCGACCAACAACUACGCCCUGGACGAGAUCAAGGAGGUUGCUGCUUAAACGAUCGAAGCUGCCGCGUGUGCUCCAUCCAAUGUUUGUAUCAGUAGCUCGUCAAGUGACGAUGUGAAUGUUAGCCUCUCACAAACCUUAUGUGUAAUACCUCUGCGAUUAUAUGUAUUUGCCUGCUUCCUCAUGGACCUAAUAAUCUCCUCCUGUUGCUUAA